CUUUAAAACAGCACAGCGAUUUUCACAAGCAUCGAUGUCCUCAGGCCGCUCAGGACCUUACUAAACCAUCACUACAGUUGAACAUCAUGGAUCAAUUUGAUAUCUAUGUUAACGUACAAAGACCAUUGGGUAAUCCAGGCAAGAGGACGAGUUCACGAAAAUGCUCAGAAAGUAUUUAUGCAAAUGAAGAAAGGAUCCACACACUGGAGCCAAACAAAGCUGAACCUCCACUUUCCGGUGCUGGAGACAGAAAACAAGAAAACAAGAGUCCCAACAGAGGGACUGUGGUGUUUCUGAGUGUGCUGUGUCUUCUGCUCCUGACUGGACUCAUAAUCACGGUUUCCAUAUUAAUAUUUACCAACUCUGAGCAGAAGGAGAAGAUGGCCCUGUUACACACCAGCUAUAACAACCUGACUAAAGAAAUGGAUGAGUUACAGACAAACUACAGCAACCUUAUCAGGGAGAGAAACCAGUUAGAAAACAAGCUGACUUUACAGAAAGACCAGUUACAGACCAGUUACAACCAGCUGUCAAGAGAGAAAGACCAGUUACAGACCAGUUACAACCAGCUGUCAAGAGAGAAAGACCAGUUACAGACCAGUUACAACCAGCUGUCAAGAGAGAAAGACCAGUUACAGACCAGUUACAACCAGCUGUCAAGAGAGAAAGACCAGUUACAGACCAGUUACAACCAGCUGUCAAGAGAGAAAGACCAGUUACAGACCAGUUACAACCAGCUGUCAAGAGAGAAAGACCAGUUACAGACCAGUUACAACCAGCUGUCAAGAGAGAAAGACCGGUUACAGACCAGUUACAACCAGCUGUCAAGAGAGAAAGACCGGUUACAGACCAGUUACAACCAGCUGUCAAGAGAGAAAGACCGGUUACAGACCAGUUACAACCAGCUGUCAAGAGAGAAAGACCAGCUGCAAGAACGAUUUGAAGCCCUGGCCAAAGACAGAAAUGAUCUUCUGAGAAUGCAUCAAGAAGAAUGGGAGUAUUUCAGAGGUAGUUUCUAUCGUGCUUUUCCUUCCAAGAAAACCUGGCAACAAAGCAGAGAUGACUGUCUUCAACGAGGUGCAGAUCUGAUGAUUAUCAACAGCAAAGAAGAACAGGAUUUUGCUAACAAAUUCAAGACGUACAUGUGGAUUGGCCUGACUGACUUGGAGAACGAAGGGACAUGGAAAUGGGUGGAUGGGACUCGAAUGACCAACAACUACUGGAGUUCAGGGGAGCCCAACGGUAAAAGACAAGAAAACUGUGGGAAUAUAAAGAGUUUUAAUGAUGAAAAUAGCUGGAACGAUGAAGACUGUUCCCUUUCACUCUCCUGGGUCUGUGAAAAGAAAUUGCAAAUAAAUUAAAAGACUUAACACUCAAAGCUCUUUUCAGCACACACUGAUAGACUUACAGUAGAGGGUGUCAAGCAACAUGUGGACCUGCUCAUCAGGAGCAAUGCAGUAUUUUCUCUCCAAAGACAGAAAGCACACACCAAUGGUAAAGUCAUCAGGUGCAAUUUAUGGACAAAAACAGAGCCAAAGAACACUUCAACAUGCAGACUGAACCGACUCACCGAUCUUCACAUUAAUGGUUGACCCACCCUACCCGAUGAGACACAGAACGUCCUUCCAGCGGAUCCAAACCCACCAGACAGUACAUGAAACUCAGGUUAAUAAGAGCAUUUUGCAGCUGACAAGGAGAAGAGAUUUAGCCGUUUCUUGUUGUUUGACAUUUCAGCGUUGCCUUAGACAAUCAGAAUAUGGUAAUGUGUGCAUGCACAUCAAUUUCAGGUAUAAACAGCAUUUUCAGACUUGCUACAUUAGUGUUAAUGUAACCUGAUAUGGUUACUGCACUGCAGGGAAAGUGACCUGUUAACAUCCAUAGAAAUAAAUAUCCAACAUGGGUCACUGCUUUGGUUGCAAAUAAUGAAAGUAAAAGUUUUUUGUUCCUCCUUAA
This is a messenger RNA of Scatophagus argus, 1953 nucleotides long. Its product is annotated as C-type lectin domain family 4 member M-like. Bases 87 to 1361 code for a protein of 424 amino acids. NCBI's taxonomy places the organism in Eukaryota, Metazoa, Chordata, Actinopteri, Scatophagidae. The transcript is spliced from 6 exons. The record is from RefSeq and is a predicted model, not a curated record. Gene Ontology annotation, molecular function: signaling receptor activity.